AUGGUUCCUACCACUGCCACAGCUCUCGUCACCAAAGGCGGCAAGUUAUCUAAAGAAACCAUUGCGGUGCCGACUCCGAGAGAAGAUCAGGUGCUGGUGAAAAUUUCCCAUGUCGCCCAGAACCCUACUGAUGUCCAGUCACUCGACACCAAUGCCUUCGGAGAUGACGCUGUCCUGGGUUGUGAUUUUGUCGGUACUGUCGAGAAGACGGGGGAUAAAGUGAGCAGGUUAAAGACUGGCACCGUGAUUGCUGGUCUGAUUUGGGGAGGUGAGAUCAAAGGACUGGGUGGCUAUAGCGAGUACACCGUCGCAGAUGAGCGAAUUUGCUUCCCUUUGCCUAAAGGCGUCCCUCCUGAGAAGGCCUCCACAGUACCUCUCGCCGCGUGCACAGCACUGCUUGCUCUCUUUUCUAAGGACUGUCUCAACAUCCCUCAUAAGUCUGGAGAGACUGUUCUCAUCUGGGGCGGAAGCUCAAGCGUCGGACUUUACGCCAUCCAGAUUGCCAAGCACUACGGCCUCGACAUUGUGACGACCUGCAGUCCCCGCCACCAUGACCUUGUCAAGUCAUUUGGUGCUAGUCACGCUUUCGACUACCGCGAUCCCGAGGUGGUGGCGAGUAUCAAGGCCGCUACGAACUCCAACCUGAAGUAUGUCUUCGACACUAUCGGCAACGGCUCAUCCUCGGUCACUGCAUCGCAGGCAAUCUCUGAACAAGGCGGCGGCUUGUGUACUGUUCGUCCGGGCAAAGCUUUUACUGAAAAUGUGACGAAACAAACUAAGGUGACAGAUGUACUUGUCUGGACAGCCUUCUUGAAGGAGCAUAAGUAUAAGGAUUUUUAUUGGCCGCCUCACAAGGAGGAUCAUGAGCUUUCUGCCAAGUUCUUCAAAGAACUUCCUGAGUUGCUCUCCUCGGGAAUCAUCACGCCAAAUACUCCGAAACUCUUCGAGGGACUCGACUCUGUGCAAAAAGGGUUCCAGGAAUACCGUGAUGGGGCCAUCUCCAACUAUAAGAUUGUGUACAGGGUCUAA
This is a messenger RNA of Aspergillus tubingensis, 1029 nucleotides long. RefSeq names its product zinc-binding alcohol dehydrogenase family protein. The coding region runs from base 1 to 1029 and encodes 342 amino acids. The transcript is spliced from 5 exons. NCBI's taxonomy places the organism in Eukaryota, Fungi, Ascomycota, Eurotiomycetes, Eurotiales, Aspergillaceae. The record is from RefSeq and is a predicted model, not a curated record. Gene Ontology annotation, molecular function: oxidoreductase activity, acting on NAD(P)H.